AUGAGCGACCGCGCCAGCAGCACGAGCUCUGAAGAUCAUCACGAUCACAAUGGUCACGAUCACUCUGCUCACGAGCCAAGUAGCCGAGGGCCUCCGCGGAAGCGCAAUCGUGCAGCUUUGAGCUGCACGCUUUGCCGCGAGCGCAAGGUCAAAUGUGACCGCGUCAUUCCUUGCACCCAGUGUAUCAAGCGCGGCGAUCAAGCUUUUUGUCACUUGGACCCUAACAAGACAGGACCCGCACCCAAACAGCCAUCCAAGUCAGCAGCCGAGAGUCAAGCUCAACAUGCUGCUGCCAAAACCAAUCACGCGCAUCCACUGAGCGACGAGUACGGCCAUCAUUCUCGCGAUGCGCCUGUGCACCCCAUCAAUCAAGCUCAGGUCUCAUGGGAGUCCGCGGAGGUGUCGGCUAUCAAAGCGAGGCUAGCACAGCUCGAGGCUGCCCUCCAGGCAAGCACUGCAGCAAGCGGACGCGUCAUGCCAGACCUGGCACCUUCUCAACCAUCGCAGGCAUCUGUAUCUCAGAGCUUGGCGCAGAUGUACGGCCCAUCAACGUACGAGUCGACCAAGUCCGUCUCUUCUCACGGCGCUGCACCGAGCCGGUCCACAUCUUCGGCGAACCUGUUCGAUUCGACAUCGGCCAGCGCUGCGGCGUUCGGUGCUUCGAGUACAUCAACGUCACAUAGUUUGCCGGACGGCAUUCGCUUGCCAUCACUCCAAACUGGCUCCAGCAAUAGUCCCACCAGUGCGUUCGACGCUCGUUUCGACCGGAGUAACAGCCUGACAAGCUCGUUUAGCCGCGCAGACGAUCGCAACAGUGUCUCCGCUCCCCAGAGACCGUCAGCGGCGCCAGAGACACCUGGCGCAGCUCAUCGGGCUGAGGUCGACAGCGACACUGAAGAUGCAGCAUUGGUGCUUGAGGGUCUCGCGAUGGGCUCGCGCCCCCGAGACGGUAAGAGCACCAAAGCUAGCAAGCUGGCAAAGGCGGGUGGACUCCCCGCGGCCGACCGGGGCGAUGACGAUGUCAUCAGAAGAGCACCGACCAAGGCGAUUCAAGACUUUGUUGAAGCGGACCGGACUCGCAACAUUAUGGACACCGCAGAGUAUCAGUGCACUGACGAAGACAAAGCUCGAGCUGCCGAGAUGGCACAGAAGGCUGCGACGUGUCGCAACACGGACGAGUACUACAAAGAUCUGCCACUCGAUGCCUACUACGGUCACGACGGCAAGCCUCUGUCGCCCGCUCGCGUUGUAUGCCGCAUGCUCUCUACCCACUCCGACUCGCUUCUGCGUCUCAUAUCCGGCCCUGAAACAGCGCUAGGCUGGGGCAUUGGUUGGGCUUUCGCAGCCGCAGAGGCAGCUGGCGACAUGAAGAGCGUCAACGAAGUCAAAGGGUGUCCCGGUGCGCUGCAGCGAGAAGCUGUGCUGCGUGCAAUUCUUCGCAGCCUGCCUUCUCACGAGGUCGCAAAUCACCUUGUGAACGUGUUCGACGAGCGGGUCAAGGCGCUGGCAGGACAUGUCAUACACAUGCCUUCCUUCCGCAAGGAGGUGGCUGCGCUGUAUGCGCUCGACACGGUGGAGAAACGAGCGCGUGUCAUCCAUAUUGUGGAUCCGGGAUGGCUAGCGCAACUGCUCAUGGUGUUCGUCCUUGCAUUGCAUUUCCAUCCCUGCGAUCCUGAAAGGCCAGAGAUGGUCAUGCACCUCUUUGAUGGUCGGACCGUCCAUUUGUGGCGCUCAGCUGCUCAGACGGCUCUUGUGCUGGCAAGAUAUCAGUCGAGCUCUUCGUUGUCGGUACUCGUCGCAAUCAUCCUGGUCAACCUUCACGCCGCCGGAACUGGUCGCGAAAACUUUGGCCUCAUGCACGUCGCGAUCACCAACGCGCGAGAAAUGGGAUUGCACAAGCUGGGAUCGAGAGAUAGGUCUCCCAAACCGGGGGAGAACGUGGGCGUGCAGAUUCGUCGAGAGCUUGCCAAACGUAUCUGGUACUGCCUAUGCUACAAGGAUUGGUGCAGUGCGACCUUUACGGGUGGCGCCUACACUGUCCAUCCCGACCACUUCAACACGCCUCCGCCUUCUAAUUACAACGACGAGGAUCUGUGCAAGUCGCCACUUCCACCACCUCAUCCGCCCACCAAGUAUACGGAGAUGUCGUUCUUGCUGGUGCAGUACAAGCUCAUGUCGCUCAUUCGCGAGCACAUCGAUUUGCACAAUAAGCGAGAGAUUCAAGGCACCAAAGGCCUCAGUGGCGACGACAUCGAGUACCUCGACGGGCGGUAUCGUAUGCUGCUGGCUGACGAGGUGCCGGGCUUCUUUCGCGUUGGCAGCGAGGAAGGAGCGGGCUCGAACAUGGAGGUGGAGCGCUUUUUGUUGCAGCAGACUGUCUUUCAUCGUCUUUUGCGCCUCCACAGACCCAACUUGUCCAGGCAAUCUUCAAGACACAGCUGUGUCUUGCUAGCUCGCUCAAUCCUAGACUUGCAACGCCGCAUCCGAGCGCGAUGCUCAGUCAUCGAUCGGCUCUUCCUCAACCUCGGUCAAUCUUUCAGCGCAGCUAUCGUGUUGUGUCUAGAUUUGCUGCAGAUCAGACCCACUGCGACCAUGCGAACCAUCGUCAGAUCAGAAAUUGGCGAGGCUGUCAAAGCGCUUCGUCAUGUUGCUUCCGCUCACCACACGACCAGUCGCAGUAUUCGCGUGAUCGAGGCUUUGCUGGACGAAGAGGCGUCCCGUUGGGAGGCGGGCGCAGGCACGGAUGCAGCGUCCAACAAGCGCAAAAGAGACGGAGAACAAGGCUCUGGCAAGAACAAGCAAAACCUGCUCAGCUUGGCUUUGCGGGUCGCCAGGGCUGCAAGCGGACCAGAGGAGGAUGCUGAAAAGUUUGGCACCGCGUGCACUCCGGUUGCCGCUACCGGCGCAGAUGGUUCGCCAACGUCUAGCGAGUCUCAGUGCGCUGCCAAGGACGCUCGAAGUCGCGAGCUCAUGGAACAACUGAUGACGGCCCCGCCUUACAGAGACGAGCCUUCGUCGUUUGCGAAUUUCGAUGCCGCAACGUUGUACGGUCAGACGCCGGGCGCAAAUCUCGACUUUCUUUCGCCUGCAGAUGGGCAGAGCGAUGCCUUUGACAUCUCCAAGUUCUUGGCGGACUUUGGUUCGCCACUUAGCGAUGGUAGCGGCCAAGCGUCGACGAAUGGCAAUGCGACCAACGAACCAGGUGGCAUGAGUCGCAACAGCUCCUUCCUAGACCAUUCUUCCGGCUCCUCUUCUGGUGGUCAUGCGGCAAGGGGAAGCUUUGGAGAAGGUAGCAUCGAAGGUCACUCGCGCACCGCUUCGCCGCAGACAUCCAUCUCGGAUCACAGUGGGUACAAGAACGGCGCGAAUAGCAACUUCCCGAGCCAUCACGCGCCGAGUCGGCAAGGAUCUGGCGAAGCGAACAAGGUGACGGACGCCCUCUGGGCAUGGAUGCUGGCGCAGGGUCAGCAGGCUGUGCGACCAGAGCCUGUGCAGCGUCCACUUGGACAGCCAAAUUGGCAGCCUCCUCUAUCUGCGGCCUCGCAGACCCAACCUCCACCAGCGUCGAUUGCGGAGUGGUCAGGCCUGGAUCCGUGGAGCAGUACGAACACUUCGAACGCUGGUGCAGCGGCAUUAUCCGCACCCUCACCCGCUUCGUUCGCGAGUCUUAUAGCCAGCGCGACAGCUUCAGCACCGCAAGACGUUGGCUCCAAUCUCUACCAGAGCGCCGCCGCCGUUGAGCCCCCUUCCACCUCUCAGCAGACAUCCCUUUCCGUCGGAACCCCCUCGGCCGGCUUUCCUGGAUUCAAUUCGAACCUCUUUUCUACGCCCAGCAAUUGGGAGUUCAACUGGUUGCCUUCAUUUACUGAACAGUCUUGA
Molecule: messenger RNA, 3879 nt
Organism: Ceraceosorus guamensis
Lineage: Eukaryota; Fungi; Basidiomycota; Exobasidiomycetes; Ceraceosorales; Ceraceosoraceae
Exons: 2
Coding region: 1-3879 (1292 amino acids)
Biological process (GO): DNA-templated transcription; regulation of DNA-templated transcription
Molecular function (GO): DNA binding; DNA-binding transcription factor activity, RNA polymerase II-specific; zinc ion binding
Source: RefSeq, a predicted model, not a curated record